Molecule: messenger RNA, 4647 nt
Organism: Symbiodinium sp. CCMP2592
Lineage: Eukaryota; Dinophyceae; Suessiales; Symbiodiniaceae
Source: the annotation of a GenBank genome assembly
AUGGCUGCGGAUGGCUCGCCGACGGCGGCGGAAGCAGCGGCUGCUACGAUGGCAGCGGGGCCGGGAGGGCUUAUCGACACGAAGGCCUACGGCAAGCUGCGCUCCUUUGACGGCAAGGAGGAAAGCUGGGCCACAUGGUGCUUUGUGGCCAGGAGCUACUUUACGGUGCUGAGCCAUGACUUUGAUUCUCUGCUGGAGGAAGCAGAGGCGCAGCCGGCAGGCGGAAUGAGGAUGGCACGGCUCUCCGAAAGCGGCAAGCUUCACUCAAGGACGCUCUACCACAUCUUGGCGCAGAGCGUGGAAGGCAAGGCCCUGAGCAUCCUGAUGAACGUGGAGAAGCAGAAUGGCUUUGAGGGCUGGAAGGCCCUGGCCGGCACACCAGCAUGCACAUGGGCAUCAUCAGCCCGAGCUGGGAAAAAGAGCACCGAGGCCACGUUCCUGGAGGACUUAGAGAACUGGGAGGUGCUCAUCCGCCGGUACCAGGACCAGGCGACCGACAUUGUCACCUCGGCGACCAAGAUAGCCAUCUUGAUGAAGUAUGCCCCGGCUUCCCUCCGCAGUGCCCUGAGGACCAACGCCACCAACAUGGGCACACACUACAAGAAGGUGAAGAAGUUCAUAAGGGACUGGCUCCAGAGUGGGGUCACUUAUGGCAGCAUGGGUGAGACCAGACCUGGGGGCCAGCCGGGCCCGGACAAAGGCGGGCCACAGCCCAUGGACCAGGACGGCAGCCAGACCGCGGCGGCGGUGUACUACGACCUCGCGGCUGACGAGGAGGACGGCGAGACCGUGGAGUACGAGCUUUCUCCCCGGUGGGUCAUGGCUAUCGGCGCGGAGUUCUCGGAGGAGCUCCCCGCGAACCAGGACGGGCAACCGGAGCUCGUCCUUUACGACUCGGGGUCGGAUGAGAACGUGUGCCCCCAAGGUCGCCAGCGGAGGCUGAGGUUUGACGUGGAGACCGUGUGCGGGAGGACAGCUCAGGUGGAGGGAGUCUUCCAGGUGAGCAGAUCGUGUGUGAAGCCCGUGGUCUCGGCAGGGAAGCUCAUGAGGAAAGGCUUCCACUCACAACUUGCGAGGCACGGCGGCUAUGUGUGGCACCCCAGCGGCCUCCACUUCGAGCUCCACGUCCGGGGGAAUGCCACCUACUUCUGGGUCAAGAACGUGACGGCGAUACCCGCCGGCACGGCCAGCCCGAGGAGCAGCCAAGAGCAGCGAGGCAACGUGGCGGCCCCAGUGGAGCAGGAAGGCGGCCGGGAACUUUGGGAACAGGCCGGCCAGGAGCACGACGAGGGCGAGAGCGAGACCGAUCGCCGCGGCAAGUCCAAGCUCACGCCUUUCGACAAAGCGGAGAAGCUGAAGGCCAGACUCAAGGAGCUGGGCCAGCCGCGGUACGGGAGCAAGCAGCAGCUGUGGAAGCGUCUGGAGAAGGCCGAGCGGGAACACCAAAAGACCCUCAAGCAGCACCAGGCUCGGCAGAAGAAGCUUCGGGAAGGCACCGCGGAGCCGGCAGCCACGCCGGCCGGACCUCAGGACCCAACGCCGGAACAGCGAGCACAGCACGAGCUCACGCACCUGCCGCCGGAGCCCUGGUGUGAGCAUUGCAUCAAGGGCAGAGCCAUCGACACGGCCCACCGCCACGUGCCCCUGGAGCUGAAGGCGACGAAUCCCAGGGUUGAGGUGGACUACUCCUUCAUCAAGGCGACGGGGAUGGCGACGGCGGCCUGCUUGCCGAGCAAGAACUACGACCCGGACUAUGUGAGCAGAUGGCUGGGCGAGUUCGUGACGAGCCUCGGGCACACCAAGGUGGUCAUAAGGACCGACGGCGAGCCGGCGGUGUUGGCCAUCGGCAAGCGGCUCCUGGACACCUUUCGCAAGGACCUGGUGGUGUACUUCCAAAGGACCCUCAAGACCGAUGUGCUGACCCUGCGGUACGACAUGGAGGCCAAGUACCAGAUGAAGCUGCUCACCUCGCACAACGCGUGGCCCUGGAUGGUUCGCUGGGCGUCUUUCUUGAGAAGCCGGUUCGGCAUCAAAGCCAACGGCCGCACCGCCUACCAGGACGCCUUCGACACUUCCUAUUCCGGGGAGAUCCUGCCCUUCGGCGAGACGGCUAUGUUCAGGACGCCAAUCAGCAAAACGGGGGCAGUACAAGGACGCAAGCGGCAGCUGAAGGGCGACAGCUUGUGGCGCCAAGGCAUCUUCCUGGGAAAGAGCGUCGCCACCAACGAGUUCAUCUUCGGCACCGAGGACGGGGUCUACGCGGCCAGAGCUGUGAGACGGUUGCCACCGACUGGCCGCGCCAACAAGGAGCUCCUCAACAAGUUCGUCGGGCUCCCUUGGGACACCAAGAGCACACUGAAGGGACCCAGGCGACUCGCCAUGUCGCGAGGAGGGAUGGAAGCACAGCCAGCGGCGGCGAUGGAAGGAAGCCAGGCACCGGAGACACCGGCAAUGGACAUCCCGGCCACACCGGCCACCGCGGCACCAGCGACUCCCAGGACGGCUCCUCCAGAAGGCUCGGGCAAGAAGCGCAGGACGAUAGACCAGGAAGUUCGGGACAAGAUUGCCGAGCGCGACCUGGACGACGCCGAGAUCGCAAGGAACUCAGGUUCCGCAGGCUGCGGGGCCGAGCCGCCCACAGGUGCACCAAUGGAGACCGAGGCCGGCGGCGACAACAAGAGGGCGGCCGAGGGAGACCCAGCAGAGGCCAAGAGGAUCAAGAUUGGCAAUGUUGCGGCAGCCACCCUCUACAAGCCCCAGGAGGAACAGAGCUGUUUCGAGGAGUGCGAAGAAGAAUGGUGGGAUGCUGAGACGGAGGGCGCUGACGGCGACAAGGAGAUCCACGACUUCAGUCACCGCAUCCCGGAGGUCCUGGAGGGCAAGAUCAAGGAGCUCAGGAAAAUGGACAAGUAUGAUACAUACGAGCCAAGGCCAGCAGCCGAGGCAGCCGGGAAGAAGAUCCUGGACAGCACCUGGGUUAUCCGAGAGAAGCCCGACGGGAUUGAUGUGUUUGCGGUGGCAUCCUCCCAGGCGACUUCUCGAAUCAUCGACUCCAUCGGGGUCAAGAAGGGGUACGUGUUCUUUACCUUGGACGCUGAGAACGCCUUUUGGCAGGUGCCCAUCGACGAGGAGUGUUACAUGUAUCCUCCAGAGGAAUGGCUCGAGGAGCGCAGGGAGAAGGGCCUUAGCACCGACGUGCUAUGGAGGCUCAAGAAGGAAUGGUAUGGGAGGAGGAUCGCCGGGCAAAAGUUCGUGGACUGGGCGGCGAAGCAAGCGGGCAGUGAAGGCUUCGAGAGAUCAGUGGUGGUGCCAUGGUUCUUCCACCACGGGGCCCGGGACAUCAGCAUGGAAGUGCACAUGGACGACUUCCACGGCACGGGCCCAGAGAGGGAAUCCAUCGAGUUCCUCGAGGCCCUGUCUUUGAAGGUGGUCAUGAAGUACCAGAUACACCGCGUGGGGGACACCUACGAGCACCUGCGUCGGCUGAGGACGCUGACCCCUACAGGGAUGUUUGUGCAGCCGAACCCCAAGUACCUGGAGGGCAUGCUCAAGAUCCUUGGGUUGGAGCAUGCCAAUGCAGCACCCACGCCAGAGGCCAUCGGGAAGGAUGUGGUCGACGAGACGCCCCUGGACAAAGCCAAGGCGGCGGACUUCCGCUCCUGCGUGGGUGCGGAGCUGACCAAGGAGAUGAAGAACCCGACGGUCAGCGGGAUGAAUGCACUGCGUCGCUUGACGCGGUACCUCAAGGGCACCAAGGACCAUGGAGUUUGGUUGCCGGCUGGGGGCGACAUGGAAUCCCUCAAUGUGGCCUCGGACACAGACUGGGCAAGCUGCAAGAAAACCAGGAAGAGCUGCGGGGGAGGCGUCUUCAUGUGGGGCGACUGCCUGAUAGGCUCCUACAGCAGAGGGCUCUCGAUGAUAUGCCUGAGCAGCGGCGAGGCCGAGUUCAACGGCGGCGUGAUUGCCACGUCGGAGGGCAUCUUCUACAAGGAGGUCCUCGACUUCUUCCGCAUCCCGGUGGUCCUUAAGAUUUACUUGGACAGCAGUGCAGCGAGAGGGGUCUUUCAGAGAGAAGGAGUGGGAAGAAUUCGGCAUCUGGAGACGAAGUCCCUGUGGGUGCAAGCCGGGCUCAAGGAGAAGAAGUUCCAGCUCCUGGCGGUGGACACCCAGAACAACGCGGCCGACAUCCACACCAAAGGCAUGAACGCCGAGCGCUUCGUGAUGCUGCGCACCAUGCUCGGGGUGAUCGACAAUGUCCCGGGGCAGGCCGAGGUGAGGGCGGAGGUUGCCAAGGAGAUGUUUAACAGCAUCAAAAAAGGGGUCGGCACCAUGAAUGCAAAGAAGCUAGCGGCGGCCAUCAUGAUGAGCCAGGUCCCCGGGGCGACGGCCACUGAAUUGGUGGUCACCGGGAGCAACAAGCCGCCGGAGAUCAAGCGCACCGAGCGGGGAACACAGACCAGCCCGCAGGACCUCAGCGCUUGCGUGCCGAACCCGAGGCUCCAGGACAUGUAUGUGACCAUGCACGGGGAGCGCGUGCACUUCGACGAAGACUGUCCGUAUAUCAGGGGGCACCAAAGGCGCUUAAAGCACCCAUGUGCCCGCUGUUUGAAUCUUGCCACAGCCAUGUGGGUUGAGCCCAAUGAUUGA